ACUCUGAGCUCUUGAAUGGUCAUCAUCGUACUACACUUUCUAUUGGCCCUUCUGGCUCCUAAAGCAUCCCCGAUAUAGACAGCACUCACCCGGAAUUCUGUUGGCCUUUCUUUCUUUUUUAUUUUGUUCUCCUCUGCAGCCCAUGCAAGGCUGCUGCAACACCUACAUCCAGGUUUUAAUCAUCAGACAAUCAUCACUGCCUGCCUGCUGUCUGCUGCUCAAAUGUUGGGAGACAAGGCUCACGGUGUGACUUUAAAGGUGAUGGAGUACACAUACGACGAGGACCUGGAAGAGCUGUGUCCUGUGUGCGGAGACAAAGUGUCUGGAUAUCACUACGGCCUGCUCACCUGUGAGAGCUGCAAGGGCUUCUUCAAGAGGACAGUGCAGAACAACAAGAGGUACACGUGUGCGGAAAACCAGGAGUGUAAAAUAGACAAGACCCAGAGGAAAAGAUGUCCCUUCUGUCGGUUCCAGAAAUGCCUCAAUGUCGGGAUGCGGCUGGAAGCGGUGCGUGCAGACCGCAUGCGUGGGGGUAGGAAUAAAUUUGGCCCCAUGUACAAGAGAGACAGGGCCUUGAAACAGCAGAAGAAAGCUUUGAUACGAUCCAACGGUUUCAAGUUGGAGAGCACGGCUCCUCCGCCAGCCUCUCCUCUGCAGGCAGACUACGGCUUCACUGGCACCUUGCACACCCUUCCCACCAUCUCUAAAAGCCUGCUCCCAUCCACCCCGAGCUCCAUCACUCCCACAGACUACGAGGCUAAUCUCUACGGACCCCCGUCUUUGGGUAUGGCCAUGCAGUCACACGUGCCCCUCACCACCCAGUACCAGUACACAGCCUUUCCCGGAAGGGCAAUUAAAGCCGAGUGCCCCGACUACACCAGCUCCCCUGAGACUCUUACAGGAUACCCUUACCCAGACAUGUACCCCUCAGCCUCGCCGCAACCCCCCAGCCUGCCGCCGCUGGUUCUGGAGCUGCUGCGCUGUGACCCGGACGAGCUGGUCGUCCAGAACAAGAUUGUGACUCACCUGCAACAGGAGCAAAACGGCCGGGGUCGGCUGGAAAAGCCCAGCACCUUCAGCCUCAUGUGUCGCAUGGCAGACCAGACUCUGUUCUCCAUAGUGGAGUGGGCUCGGAGCUGCAUCUUCUUUAAGGAGCUGAGGGUGGGAGAUCAAAUGAAGCUGCUUCAUAACUGCUGGUCUGAACUGCUGGUCCUGGAUCACAUUUUCAGACAAGUGCAACACGCAAAGGAAGACAGCAUUCUGCUGGUGACCGGCCAGGAGGUGGAGCUGUCAUCCAUCCUGUCUCAGGCUGAGGGGACACUCUCCAGUCUGGUCCAAAGAGGUCAGGAGCUGGCAGCGAGGCUGCGGGUGCUGCAGGUCGACCGCAGAGAGAUCGCCUGUCUGAAAUUCCUCCUCCUUUUCAACCCAAAUGUAAAAUUGCUGGAGAACCAGGCGUUUGUGGAGGGCGUCCAGGAGCAGGUGAAUGCUGCUCUGCUGGAGUACACCCUGUCUGCCUACCCUCAGUUCCAAGAGAAGUUCAGCCAGCUGUUGGUACGGUUGCCGGAGCUGCGCUCCCUCAGCACGCAGGCCGAGGACUACCUAUGCUACAUGCACGUGAGUGGAGAGGUGCCCUGCAACAACCUGCUGAUCGAGAUGCUGCACGCUAAGAGGGCGUGUGUGUGAGGAGCGUGAGCAGGACGCUCUGCCACCAUAUAUUAUUUGUCUAGGUGAGAGUGUGUGUGUGGACGGAAAAGAGCGAGUGACAAAAAUGUUGAAUGACACUAGACAGAUUCCCCCGGGUCACCUUUGUGACACAUUUUUAUGUUUUGCGUUGGAUGGAAAAAAAAAGUUCCUUAAAGUUUGGAAUUAUAAAGCUACGUGUGUGCUCACCGGUAGUUUGGAGAUUUUGAAUAUUAAUGUUUUCAUGUCCUGCAGAGCUACGUUAAUGUGACCUUUAUAAACUGGAUUUUCUAACUUGUUUUCAAGCAUCUAAAGUUCGACCUGCGUAUAGAGUUACAUUCUAUCUAUUUUGAGCAAAUAUAACAUGAAUCCCAGACAAGAUUUUCUACAUUCCACAGAGCUGCCCAUCAAACAGUUACUCUUUAGAUACAUGCCAUUCAUUGCCACCUUUUUCAAUCUGUAACAUUCACACCCAAAAUAUCUUUGUCAUAUCGCUACCAAACUUUGAAAUUUGCCGUCACAUCACUGGAUGAAGGUAUUUGCUGCAUGAGCAAAUGUUUACUUUGUACAGCAAAUAUUUGCUUUGUCUUUUCAAAGUAAUAUUUUAAUACCUGAAUGAGACGUUUUUGAUCGCAGUAUCUGAUGCUACAUCCUAGAUGCUUGUCCUAGAUUAUCUUUAUUAUUUUGAUGAUGUCAUGUCGUCAGACUAGAGUAGCACUGCUAGAGAAACCCAACAGACAUAAAUAAAGUUUAGUUUAAAUCUAUCUAGAUGUUAAUAUAUUGAUAAAGCGAAGGCAGUCUUGAGAAAAACACAUUAAGUGUUUUAUCAAACAACAAGAACAGAAAAUGAGAGAGAAAGGCAGAGAAGAGAGAGACAAACAAAGCAGGAGAUAAAAGAGAGAAACUGUACACAGCAAAGCUUUGGAGCGGAGCAGAGCCGACGGGGGAGCUACAAUAGACACAUCAAUGUGCACUUGGUAAUGACAAUGACAGCAAACAGAAGCAGAAGGAGGCGUCUGUAAUGUUUGUCCUUCGGCUCAGUCCUUAAUGAUGCAGCAUCCCUAAAAGGUGCAUCUGGUCACAUGUGGUUUCUUGGUAAAACUCCGUUCAUCCAUUCAUUCACAUUGGUGUCACUUUUCAACACACCGAGGUACACGCCAUGAAGGAGCGAUGCGUCUCACACGGAUUUUGAUCAGAUCAUCAAAACUUACUGCCUUCAGUAAGUUCCUUUGUUUUCAGAAAAUCACAAAAGGAGGUGAAAACCCACAUCUCAGUAGCCCUUGACUGCUUUGUGCUUCUGCACUGAGAUAUAAAUCUUUAUAGAAGUCAUUUAAAUAGUUUCAAUUUUCCUUGAAAAACCAUGAUUUAAGCAAACAGACAAAACAAAUUUGUGAGGACUAUUUUCAGCCACCAUUUGUCCAUGUGGUGGACGGUAGCAGGACAGGGGACUGUGUCCUGACUUUGCUUAAGUUAUUCACACUUUUCUGUCCUGUGUCACGCUUAAAGGGGACCUAUGCUGUUCACUUAGAGAGUAGCUUUAAUUACAGUUACAAGUAAUGGUUAAUAUACAUCACACUACUGGGGUGGCUGUGGCUCAGGUGGUAGAGCAGAUCAGCUACUGAUCGGAAGGUUGGUGGUUUGAUCCUUG
Molecule: messenger RNA, 3328 nt
Organism: Oreochromis niloticus (Nile tilapia)
Lineage: Eukaryota; Metazoa; Chordata; Actinopteri; Cichliformes; Cichlidae
Gene: nr5a1a
Product: nuclear receptor subfamily 5, group A, member 1a
Exons: 7
Coding region: 223-1683 (486 amino acids)
Biological process (GO): regulation of transcription by RNA polymerase II; hormone-mediated signaling pathway; tissue development
Cellular component (GO): RNA polymerase II transcription regulator complex
Molecular function (GO): nuclear receptor activity; zinc ion binding; RNA polymerase II cis-regulatory region sequence-specific DNA binding
Source: RefSeq, marked validated